Messenger RNA from Halichondria panicea, 6451 nucleotides. Its product is annotated as importin-4-like. The record is from RefSeq and is a predicted model, not a curated record. Gene Ontology annotation, biological process: protein import into nucleus. Bases 86 to 3307 code for a protein of 1073 amino acids. Gene Ontology annotation, molecular function: nuclear import signal receptor activity; small GTPase binding. Lineage: Eukaryota; Metazoa; Porifera; Demospongiae; Suberitida; Halichondriidae. The transcript is spliced from 33 exons. Gene Ontology annotation, cellular component: cytoplasm; nucleus.
CCCACCCCAACUCCGCUGACACGCCCCCUCUAUUAUGUCUCCACGUGGUUGAAGCUGAAGUAUAAAACCAUUGCUGCUCCAGAGAAUGACUGCUGCCAGUGUUCUGGAGGAGGUACUGGGUCGUCUGCUGGUCCCUGACAAUGCUGUCAUUCAGCAGGCCACCAAGGAGCUCCAGUCAGUGUUCAAGGACCCAGUCAUUGUCACAGCUCUCUGUGAGGUGCUGCUAGGAUCACAGAAUCCACAGGUACGCCAAUAUGCAGCAGUCUUACUCAGGAAAAAAGUUACACAAACUUGGAAGAAGUUGUCACUGGAAGUUAAGCUAACGAUAAAGUCAACACUUCUACAGACUCUCUCUCAAGAGACCAUUCGACUGGUCCUCCAUUCUAUAGCUCAUCUUGUGGCAGUGAUAGUGAAGAGAGAUUUCUGUGACAAUAUUCAGUGGAGUGAUCUCAACACCUUCAUCCUGGGACACUGGUCAAGCAGCCAGCUGGCACACAAACAGUUGGCGAUGCUACUACUCUCCAAGCUCAUGGACUGUGCAGCUCAUUAUUACCAUGUCGAUGGACAGUUCCCUAAUGUAUUCCAAAUCUUCUCCUCUGCUCUUGAAGAUCUUUCUGACCCGACCAUCACCUACUACACUCUCAAGUCCCUCACUGCCAUGGUAGCGUAUGUUGGCUCUGAUGACAUGGUGGUGUUUCGCAACCUCAUCCCUCACAUCAUGACGGCUGUUAGCUCCCUUAUGCAGACUGAUGAGGAUCGUGCAUGCGAGGGUAUGGAGUUAUUUGAUGAGUUGAUUGAAGCGGACGUAGCCAUAGUAGUGCCCCACCUGCCCUCGCUCAUCACGUUCUGUCUAGAGGUGGCCGCUAACUGUAACCUUGGCAACAACAUACGUGUCAGAGCCAUCUCCUUUGUCUCUUGGCUAGCAUCACUCAAGAAAAAGGCACUGUUGAAGGCUGGUCUCCUACUUCCUAUCCUCCGUGGUAUGUUAGGGAUCAUGGCCAUGCCUUCUGAUGAGGAUGAGGAAGAGGGUUCAGAGUCCGCAUCACCUACCACCAUUGCUGCUUCAGUAUUGGACACUCUCUCCAACCACCUCCCUCCAGACAAGCUCUUCACUCCACUAAUGCAGUUACUGGGUCCUUGGGUGGCUAGCUCAGUGGAGCAUCAGAGAGGAGCUGCUCUUAUUGCCAUUGCUGUUAUCACUGAAGGCUGCUCUGAUCACAUUCGCCAACACCACAUGAAGUCCCUACUGGAGGUGGUCUAUAAAGGUGUGGGGGAUGAGAGUCAGGUGGUCAGGAAUGCUGCGUUGUUUGCUAUUGGCCAAUUUGCUGAAUACCUACAGCCUGAUAUCAGUGAGUACAGUGCUGACUUGAUGCCAGUGUUGUUCCAGUUCCUAGACACUGCCAUAGCAUCAGAUACACACUUCCAGUCAUCAUCCAUCACUAAGAUAUUCUAUGCCUUGGAGAGCUUUAUUGAGCACCUAGGAGCUGGCCUUGAUCCCUACCUACCCAUGCUAAUGGAGAAGCUGUUCGUGGCUCUCUCCCUCACCAAGGAUAUCCAUGUGCAAGAACUGGUUACCAGCACCUUUGGAGCAGCAGCAAACGCAUGUGAAGACAAGCUGCAACCUUAUUUCACCAAAAUAGUGGAGACACUCAAGGGAUUCAUUGCUCUCCCACACAACACUGACAAUGCAGUACUGCAAGCCCAAGCCAUCGAUACUCUGGGGACGCUGGCUAGAACGAUAGGAGAGGACAUGUUUCGCCCACUGGCUCAGGAUUACCUUGCUCUGGGAAUGAACCUGAUGCAAAGUGAUGACCCGGACACAAGGAGAUCAGUUUACGGGAUGUUAGCGUCGUUGUCGUGUGUGCUGGGAGAGGAGCUGGGACCACACCUACCAACCAUUGUGGAGAGGAUGAUGGAAUCACUUACCUCCCAGGAGGGGGUCAAGAUCCACUACGAUUCGUUUGAUGUCUCGUUGCUUGGUUUUGAUGAGGAAGGGGAAAAGGCGGACAUGGAGGCAGGGAUAGACUCAGAUGAAGGCAUUGAAGGGUAUUCGGUUGAGAACGCCUAUAUGGAGGAGAAGGAGGACACUUGCAAUGCACUAGGAGAAAUAGCUGAGAACGUAGGGAGCCAGUUUCUACCAUACAUUGACGAUUGCUUCAAGGAAAUAUCCAUCCUCACAGAGAACUCGGUGGAGGGUAUACGUAAAGCUGCUAUUUGGGCGCAAGGUCGACUGUGUAAAGUGUGGUACAAGUGUGUGGUUGCCAUGGAUACAGAGAGUCGUGAGAGUAUAGAGUAUUUACUCAACUCAACAUUUCUCAGUUUUGCUGCGACUGUGCGUACAGACUGUGAUCGCUCUGUUGUCAUAGCAACCCUGGAGACACUGGAGGACUUAUUGAAGAGCUUGAAGGGGAAUAGUCCGUUCCCCCUCACGCAGAAACCAUUGUCCAGUCUCCUAGUGUCUCUACAGGAUAUAUUCAAUAAUAAGGCGCAGUGUCAGGAGGAGGAGGAUGGAGGUGACCUUGAUGACCUCUCAGAGUAUGACAGUGUGUUAGUUGAGUGUGGGGGGUCUGUGUUAGGCCCCCUAGCUGGAGCUGUGGGGGGUGGGGUCUUCCUGAUACACCUACCUGAGGUACUACCUCAACUACUCACCAAGCUUAGUGGCUCUAGUGGAGACCAAUCCUUUGCUGUUGGAACACUGGCUGAGAUUAUAGAAGGUCUAGGAUCUCAUGCUUGUCAUGUGACUAGCCUCUAUCCAACAUUUGUGGAGUACAGUGGUGAUGCUCGUGCAGAAGAGGUGUGCAGUAACUCAGUGUAUGGUCUGGGGCUAUUAGCAGCCAAUGGUGGGCCUGACAUGACCAGUAAAUAUCCAGAAGUGCUGAGUCAUCUGUUCAGUGUGGCUCACGCACGUAAGAGUGCCAAGUCUCGUCGUAUCCUUGACAACGUGUGUGGGGCAGUGUGUAGAAUGAUCCUUGCCCACCAAGACAGUGUCCCUCUAGAUCAGGUGCUUCCAGUGCUCAUGGCCUCCCUGCCACUGGUGGAAGAUAUGGAGGAAGCUACUACUGUCUAUAGCUGUCUCCAACACUUGCUCUCCAACAGGAACACUGCUGUGAUGAGUCACCUCUCCACUGUCCUCAAGGUGCUGGCACAUGACCUCACUCCAACCUCACAGCUCCCUAAAGGGCUGAGAGGUGAGCUGAUGUCACUAGUGUGUGCACUCAACAGAGAGUGUCCUGCUGAAGUGAAUGCUGCUAGUACUGCACUAUCACAGGAACAACUGACAAUACUAACUAACAUUAUCAACUCAUGAUUCCCUACACACGUGAUGUACAUGCAAUCAUUAUUCUUGUGCUCUUGUUUAUAUGGUGUGUGUGUUGUCUGAAGUGCCACUCUGUCUGGUGAUAACAAGAGUUCAUUAUCCGCAGGGAAAGUUUCCCAUACAAUGUGUAAACUGGGUGGGUCUGUGGCCACCGCGCGCUAGUACUACAUGUAUUAUAGUGGUUGCAGUAAUGCGCAUGCGCAGCUCAAAUCUCUAUGCAGUGGCCAAUACUCUAUUCUGAUUGGUUGCUAAGCCAUCGCACCAGCAGUUGCCCUCGUGGAUUUGUUGGUGAAGGCUAUAGAAGAUGAAUUUUGAUGCAGCGAUUGCAUUCAGUAGAGGACUAGACUGUACACAGAUCGAAUGUUGCAGAAGAACAGAUCAUCCACGUGAUGUACGUGUUCGGGCCUCACAUUGGAAUACCAGGUAACCAUCCUUGCAAGAGAAUAGACAACCAUUUCAGUGUGUUUUAAAGUGACUAACGGCUUUCAUAUAGGUUGUUUUGUUGAGACUUGUUGACUUUGAAUCUGCUGUUGAUGUUUGAUUAAUAUAAUUGUUGGUUUACUGUGGCCUCUUUUGUGACUGUGAUUGUGUGUAGGCCAUGCAGCUAUUAAUAGUAACAUGCUUGCCAGCACUGCGCUAGCUUGUAGAUAAAUAGUUAGGGCCUCGCCUUACGUGAGUAUACGCAUGGCUAAGAGUCUAUUACUCUGCAUGGUCUUAAACCCUUUGGGGGGGGGGGGGCGUAGCACUGGAGUAACCAAUCAGAAUGUGUGUGGAAGGUUCUUCAACAGUCGGGUUGCAGGACAGCAUCUUCUUGUUUUUGGAACCGUUGUUGAACCAGCCUUCGGGGUGCAACGAUGGAUUACUCAUGGCACUCCAGUCUACCGGAGGGAGCACUCUGCUGUUAGUACCUGCCUAAUGGGAAAGCAGCACAGGGUAUGUUCCUCCGGGAGCAUAUCCUGCCAUAAUAGGGAGUGUUGAGAUCUCGUUAUCAGUUCCAAUAGUUAGUUAGCUAGGAUCAUUAGAAAAUAGCUAGCUAUAAUAAUUAUAGUUAAACAACUGCUGCUUCUUGGCUUAUGCUAAUCUGUUAUGACGGCUUUUUUAGGAUCUUAACUCUGUGCCUACUGCACAUGGAAUUGGUAAGUUUAGGCUUUAACUAAACUCUAGGUGUGCCAAGGGAACUUUAGCCUUUGACUGGAUUAGUGAAAAGUAGUCUUGAGCACUUGUGCAAGCCUUGCAUGCCAGGCUUGUUGCAACUGGAGUCGACAAGGGCUUCAAAAGCAAGGAGGUGUUGUCUCUGUGAGUCUACUGUUGUUGAACCAUCCCACACAUUCUGGUUGAUUACUUCUGUGCUCAGUUAAUGGUACUCACAGUCACAGGGUCCCUUUAGUUUAUUAUGCCCUUAUUGUAUUAGUCCCUUGGGCAAGGAAACUACUGGUGGUGGUGUUCCCUUAGUUACUGCAUGGGUUUGUACAAUACUGUGACUACUGAUUGAGGAUAGUUCAACAGAGGAUUGAGCUGAGGAACAGCAGGUUGCAGGAAAGUGUCUUCUAUCUAAUCUGAACUCAGCCAGUGGGUUGACGUCAGUGUCGUGGACCUGUAGUGUACUGAACGGACGAGCAUCUGUUGUGAGUAUCAGCUUUGGUGAAAACAGCACGGCGGCCGCCCUCCUUGGAGGGGGUGUGAGGACUCCGGUCAGUCAAGAGGGGUUGAAGCGAUUGCUUGGUACACGGUUAGCACACUAACUGUUGUACCCGUCAAUCCACUGGCUGGUUUGGACAGGCAGACGGUACUUCCCUGCAACCUACUGCUCUCAGCUCAAUCCUCUGUUGAACUAUCCUUAACCAGUAGUCACAGUAUUGUACAAGCCCUUGCAUGGUAGGGUUGGAGGUGGCCCCUUGCUAAUUGCUGUUAAGGAAUUGGUAAAUUUAUGUGGUGUUGUCUGAAAAUAUGUAAGUGGUUGUGGAAAUGUCUUCUCUGCACGCUUGGUUUGGUGGUGUGCCGUGUUUGUUAUUUGUCUGGUAUUGUGAUUGGAUUGAGUUAUUGUGGUUGGUCUGGUUGUUGUCUCAUCAUCGUCCCUUGGGCAGGAUUGUUCAUGCUGUGGUGUUUGUUGACACUGCUGAAUAUUCGUUACUAGGUUUAAGUUUCCACACCCACACAAUCUGUGCAUGGCUGUUGUUAACAAUAUUUGCCAACUCUUUGUCAUGUUUUCCACAGCAAAACUUGUGUACUGACUAAUAUUAAUAUCCACUGACGUAGCACAUUUUAUAUUCUUUUCUCUCCAUAGCUACUGUGCCUCGAGAAAACAACAAUCUAGCCAUCUAUAAGUAACGUUUGUGUGUGUGUCCCUCCCUAUGCAGGUGAGCAUCUAUAAGUAACAUUUGUGUGUGUCCCUCCCUAUAUGCAGGUGAGCAUCUAUAAGUAACGUUUGUGUGUGUGUCCCUCCCUAUGCAGGUGAGCAUCUAUAAGUAACGUUUGUGUGUGUGUCCCUCCCUAUAUGCAGGUGAGCAUCUAUAAGUAACGUUUGUGUGUGUGUCCCUCCCUAUAUGCAGGUGAGCAUCUAUAAGUAAUGUUUGUGUGUGUGUCCCUCCCUAUGCAGGUGAGCUUAACCUUUGUGAAUAUCAUGAUGGCUUGCAGGAGCUACUGGUCUCACUACACAGGGAGGGUACUGGUUCCCUCCUCCGCAACUAUCUGAUAAUGUGUAUUGCAUAUAGCAAUAGGUAAGGACAGUGUGGUCCCCUCGACAGGUAAGGACAGUGUGUGACCCCAUGGCAGGUAAGGACAGUGUGUGACCCCAUGGCAGGUAAGGACAGUGUGUGGUCCCCUCGGCAGGUAAGAGCUUAUUUAACUUUUAUGGUACAUAUUUCAUGACAGCUUGCAGGAGCUAUGGCUUGGGGGGAGAUGUUUUGCUCCGCUACUAUCAGUACGUUGUUGUCACACAUCACUCCCUCCCCCACAUGUGUUGUAUCUGGAAGUCAAGACUUGAAGAAAUAAACAUUUGUCAUUUUAAUUGAUGGUGGAGUUUUUAUAACACCUGGUUUUGUGAUUAUUUUUAUUUUGUGAUUAAUGUAUUACAGGGUCAUCAAAAAUAAUUGCUAAUUUUCUGUACCAUUAUCAUGCAAAGGUUUUUAAGUGAAA